Thalassophryne amazonica is the source of this 4086-nucleotide messenger RNA. It is a transcript of the gene ankrd24, whose product is annotated as ankyrin repeat domain 24. Bases 107 to 3355 code for a protein of 1082 amino acids. The transcript is spliced from 22 exons. The record is from RefSeq and is a predicted model, not a curated record. Gene Ontology annotation, molecular function: actin binding. Lineage: Eukaryota; Metazoa; Chordata; Actinopteri; Batrachoidiformes; Batrachoididae.
CAGCAGCAGAGUAUUCUGCUGCCAGCAGCUGAUGGGACAGGAGGAGACCUACCUGGACCUCGGCCGUCCUCCACAGUGCACCUGUUGAUGAAGAGGCGGUUGAGUGAUGAAUAUGAAGAGCCUGAAAGCAAAGUUUAAGAAGAAUGAGAGUCAGGACUGGAACAAGAGUGACGAAAGACUCCUGCAGGCUGUGGAGCAGAACGAAGCCGAUAAAGUCUCUGCCCUCAUCGUCAAAAAGGGUAUCUGUCCCACCAAACUGGAUGCUGAGGGAAAGUCAGCGCUUCACGUCUGUGCAUCGCGAGGUCGGCCGGACUGUCUAGAGAUUAUCAUCUCACACGGAGCGGACCUCAGUGUUACUGAUGGCUCUGGUCUUACAGCUCUUCACAUUGCUGCUAAAAAUGGCCAAUCAGAGUGUUUAAAGAGACUCUUACAGGAGCGAUUAGCUGUAGAUUGCACAGACAACAUUGGCAGAACACCAAUGCAUCAUGCAGCAGUCAGUGGGUGCUUGUCAUGCACAGAGACUCUGUGGGACUUUAAAGCAAACCUGGAUGUCCAGGAUGGUGAUGGAGCCAGCCCGCUGAUCCUAGCAGCCCAGAUGAGUAGAGCAGAGCUGUGUGUCUUUCUGUUGGGUCGAGGUGCCAAUGCAAAUAUACAGGACAACAACGGGCGGUCUGCCUUGAUGGUGGCCUGUGAAAAUGACAGUGUGGACACAGUGGUGGCUCUGUUAAGAGGCGGGGCAAACACACAGCUAGCUGAUGCCCUUGGACACAGUGCCACUGAUUACAGUGUUACCACGGGUAACCGACGUAUUAUACAGCUGUUGCAGGAUGGAGCACCUCCUGUUUCUGAGGACACUGGUGAGGAGACCUCAUUAGCCCCCUCAGGCACCUCAUCAGUGCAGGGAGGAACUACUCCUCGCAAACGGAAAGCCCCUCCACCGCCCCACUCUCCUCUCCAGGGAGAGGAUGAAGAGGUGUUUGAGGAGAUUCGUCGCCUGCGCCUUGAAAGAGGACGUUUAUUGCAGAAGAUAAAAGGCUUAGAGCAGCAGCAACAGAGCGCCCGCUCUGGCUUGGAGGAGUUGUCCAAACUAAAGGAGCGUCUAAAGCUAGCAGAGGCGGAGAGGGACAAACUGCUCGUAGAGCUGAAGGGAGGUCACGGCAUCGGCACCAGCGACUCUGAUGAUAUGGAUGAAAUGUUGGACUUCCCAGCGAAGCUGCUCUCCAGGCAGUCCAGAGCCUCCGUUGGCCAAGAUGAGGCAAUUUCUCAAGGGGGUGAAAACUCAGCAGACCCCACCCCUGCACAUUCAGACUAUGUGGCCAAGCUGCACCAGCAAAUAGAAGAACUUUCCUCGCAAAACUCUGAACUCAUUCUCAAAGUGCAAAUGCUGGAGAUGUAUGAGAAGGAUGAUACAGACAUGCAAAGCUCCACCACAGACGUUGUCCCCUUAACUCAGUAUGAGACUCUGAGAAAAGAGUUUGUCGUCCUUCAGGAACGCUUCUCUCAGGCCCAGGCUUCAGAUGAGGCCGCCAGUGUAGCCGAGGAGAGCGCUGACGGGAAGUCUCAGGAAGACAGUGUGGAUGGAGAGGGCAUGGAGGCUCUGAAGGAGAAGCUGCGUGAGCUUAAGGAGCAGCUGGCCUCUUCCCAGUCAGAGCUGGAAGAGCUGAAGGAACAUAUACGCCUUGGGGUGCUUUCUGUUGAAUGUGGGCAAGGGGGCAGUGCCCUGACAGGUGGUACGCCAGAAGGCGGGACUGGGGCUGCAGUGGAGGGUUUGAGCCAGGAGGCGCAGCAGCUGAGAACGAGGGUGACGGCGCUGGAGGAGGAGCUAGCUACAAGCCGGGGUCAGAGCAGCCGGGACAGUGACACAAUCAGACAGCUGACAGAGAAAGUGGACAAACUCCAGGCUGCUCGGGCCCACAAAGACCUGAUGAAAGAAGAAGGAGAAAAAGACAACACAGGAGGAGAGGCGGAGAGAGUGAAACACCUCAGUGAGAAAGUGACGGAGCUGGAGACGGCUCUGGCAGAAAGCAGGGCAGCAACAAAAGAGAGAGGACCAGGAGGAGAUGGAGCGGGGGAUCAGAUCCGUCGACUCCAAGAGCGGGUAGUAGAGCUGGAGGGGGAGUUGAAGAAGCGUGUGCCCCGGUCCGAGAUGGAGGAGGUGCAGGUGACUUUGGGGUUGCAGUGUGAGCAGCUGGCCAGGGAGAGGGCAGAGGUGGCUCGAAGGCUCAAUGAUGCUCUCCUGGAACUGGAGAGACACAGACCUCCCCCGCAUGGAGAUGAAGAGGAAGAGGACGAGGAGGAGGAUCACUCAGAGAGCUCAGAGCCAUCGGUCAUAUCAGAGCCCUCCAGACGCACCCUGGCAGCCGUGCGGGAAGAACUGGAGGUCGCACGACAAGAAGCGGCCCAGGCGCUGGACUGUCUGUGUGCUGAGCGGGAGGGCCGUGCUCAGGACGCCAUGCAGCUGAAAGACGCCGUGCCUCUCUCCAAACAUAAGGAGGCGCUGUCUGCAGUAUCAGAGCAGUUAGCCCAGACGCUGGAGGAGCUCCAGGAGGAGAGGAGCCUUCGUGGCCAGGCUGAAGAGCAGGCCGCCAGGUUUGAGGCCAAACUGCAGGCCCUGAACGAUGCAGUUCCCAAAGAGGAACAUGAAAAGGUCAAGGCAGAGCUGCAGCGCUCCCUGCAGGCCAGUGAGAAAAGUGCAGCAGCAGCUCAGGAGGCGCUGAGUGAGAAGGAGCAGGAGCUGAGAGAGCUGAAGUCCCAGAAGGCCGCAGAACAGGGUCUGAUCUCUAAGGAGGACCAUGAGGCCCUGCGGCUGUCGAUGCAGGCUGAGAUCAACGCCAUCACAGCUCGCUUCAACGAUCUCACCCGCAAACAUGAAAAGACCUGCACAGAGGUGUUCCAGGUGCAGAGGGAGGCUCUCUUUAACAAGAGUGAGCGGCAGGUUGCAGAGUCCCAGCUGGCCACAGUGCAGCAGCAGCUCACCGAAUUACAAGCUCAGUCCAGCCACAUCCAGGAACUUCACAAUGACAUCCAGAAAUCCAAGGGAUUGGUCAAAGAGAAGGACUGUAAGAUAACCGAGUUAUCAAAGGAGGUAUUCCGGCUAAAGGAGGCCCUGGGUGCUCUCUCACCUCCUCUUGGUAUCACCACCUCAUCCUCCACUCCUCAUAACCCGGGACAGCAAGUGGCCUUGCAGAACAGGGUUGCUAUACUCACCCAGCAGCUUCAGGAUUGGGAGAGGAAGCACAAACAGGUGGUAACAGUGUACCGCUCCCAUUUACUAGCAGCUGUACAGGGACGUAUGGAUGAAGAGGUGCAGACUCUGUUACUCCAGAUCCUGAGAAUGACAAAGCAAGAACACUGAGCCUUAUUGCCUCUGUCACUCUGAAUAUCUGCACCUCUGGUCCACGUACAGGUCAGCAUGUAGCUCCAGCACAUUCAGUGUCACUGAGUCCAGAUUUAACAAGGCCAAGUAUGAGGGAUCCGUAGGAAACCAGAGCUGCAUGUGUACAAUGCAACCCUCAAAACAGAUUAAGCCCCGUUGUCACUUUAAUGGAUGUGCAUCCUGGAAAGUCAUGUAUUAGGACCUUGUCCUUACUUUGAAAAAGUGUCCACGAGGGUGGCUGUGGUGUAUUGAAAUUAUUGUCAUUUUGCCGUGGUGUUCUUUUAAAUAUGGCUUAAUUUUCAGUGUCCAAAACAUAUUUUUACUCAUCACGACCUUUGAUUUACAGUACUUUGGUAAUUCUUUGCAUUUGUGUAGAGCACAUAUGAUAUGGUACAAACCCACCCCGUAACAUCAUCAAACCGAAAUCAAAUGACAACCGUGAGCUCCACAAGCUGGAUAGUCACGGUUACAGACGCCGUUCUUCUGGGAUGCAUAACCACGGGAGUGAGAAUGUGGCCGUUCAGUUCGGCUAAUAUCAAAGUAUUAACAUAGGAGAUCUGCAGAGUGCCUUUAAAAGUAAUGCCAGUCUGUGAGGAGCAGGAAGUGAACAUGAACACAAUGUGGUAAAUUAGAGGAUAGAAUGUGGUGCAUGAGUGGUGUGACGGUCCUACCAGUUUUAUAUAAUAUUGUUAUAAUAAAAAGAAAUCAAA